Molecule: messenger RNA, 681 nt
Organism: Pocillopora meandrina
Lineage: Eukaryota; Metazoa; Cnidaria; Anthozoa; Scleractinia; Pocilloporidae
Source: the annotation of a GenBank genome assembly
AUGUCAGGCUACUUUCAAUCUCUUGUUUUGCAUGUGAAAAGAAACCAAAUUAGAGUGGCAAUAAACAGAGUGGACCCACGGAAUACCCUGAUCAAAUUCUCUUUGGCAUGUAGAUGGACAUCAUGCACUUAUAAGAUGGAGGUUUGUGGUCCAUGGCUGUUGUGAUGGUAAAUCUAGAGAAAUAAUUUUCAAAGUGCAGUACAAAUAAUUUAGCAGAUACAGUCUUGGGCCUUUUCAAGGAUGCUAUCAAGGAAAAUUGAGGCUUGUGACCAUUGUGUAUUUGUGUAGAUCAUGGUGUGGAGAAUGUUUCGAUUUGUGAAGAAAUAGUUACCCACUGGGGAAGGGACCAUGCAGUUCUAUUGCUGGCUCAUCCACAAGUAAUCAGUGAAUAGAAAGACUCUGGAGAAAUGUCUUUAGAUGUGCUUGUCAUUUUUUUAAAAUUUUACUUUCUAUGCCAUGGAACAGUCAGGAAUUCUGGAUGUCAAGAACCCCAUCCACAUAUUCUCAUUACAUUUAGUCUUUACUUCAAGAAUCAGUACUGCUCUGACUGAGUUUGCAAACAUGUUCAAUAAUCAUAGGCUUUCCACUGAGCAUGGAUGGACCCCAAAUCAGAUAUGGCUUAAUGGAAUCCUCAAUGAAAGCAAUCCAUUAAGUUCCAGUGGUGGUGUUGAUGAAUCUUAA